AGCCAACGUUGCGUAUACGUCACGUGCUGGUGACGACAUUACGUAUACGCGGCGUGUGCCAGCCAGAGGCGGAAAUGGCAAUGUGGAGGGGAAGGAGGGCUGGCGGCCAUACCUUACACCAUUUUAGACUGAUGAACAGCGUCCGCAUGCUGUUGGCUUUGUUAGCCAGUGGCCCAUAUUCAAGCUUAAUCAUUUUGACAUUUUCACUGCAUGGCAAGAGGGGGGUGGUGGUGGGGGAUCCCUUUUUGGCCCGCGGUGCAGUAGCGAACGAAAUUCAGAUUCGGAAUUUGAAUCGGAGGAAUAGAGGGAAGUUCGCCAGAGCGUGUCUUUCGCUCGUGUGGCAUGUGGCAUGUGGCACGGCAUUUGUUUAUGCCGGCUGACCUGCAAGCAAAAAAGGACGAGGGGGCGCAAACGAGAGCGAGCGAAAGAGAGCAUUUCCCCGACGAGUCCGUUUUUGGCAGAAUACAGGGGAAAUUUCUGUGUGUGUUUUUUCAUCGCUCUGCAUCGCGGUCGCCCUGCAGAUUACGUCAAACGGAAAGGAAAACCCGUUAGCCGAGCUCAGUCGCCGACGAACCUUAGAACCGAGCAGUCGCCAUGCGAGCGCACGUACGUACUAGUGGCCCAGUGUGUCUUAGUGUGAACCAAAAGUGAAAAAGCACAAGGAAUAUGGUGAAAAGCGGUGGAAAACAUUGAAAUCGGCCUGAAAAGGCUACAUAAAAUAUCGCAGAAAGGACCCACUCACACUCACACACACACAGGCGUACGCGUGUUUCAACCAGCACAAGUGCAUUCAGUGCGAGGAAAAUUCUUCAGCGCCCAAAAAUAGAGUGAAAUCAGCAGGAGUAACAACAACAACAACAACAACAACAACUGAAUCGGGUAUAGUGAUUGGGCCAGUGUUGGGAAGUGGAUGUGGAAAUGGAAGUAAAAAUGGAAGUGGAAGUUUAAGAGUGAAAAGCAAGUGCAAGAGUGUGUGUGUGUGCGCGUAUUGCAGGCCCAAGAAAGUAAAAUACGAAAAUAGAUAUAGAAAUAGAAAUAGCCGUAGUGAAAGCACACAAGCGAUUACAUAAAGCCCAGCUAUCAUCCCGAACAUCCAACAACCAGAAUAACAACUGCAGCGGAUAUAGUAAACAACCUAUGGCCAAUGUUUAAAGACGCAUUCGCAAAAUGUAAAGCAAUAAUCAACACAACAAAGCCAAAGCUCACAAUAGAAGUAGAAGAAACUGAGGAGACGACGAGCUGAGGCGAUGCCAAAUGCCAUUAUUGGAAACGGUCGUAGUCAUAAGAUUUGCAUAGCAUAGCAAUAGCAAUAGCAACAGCAAUAGGCAUCAUGAAAGCCCCCAGCGUGAUAAGCACUACAACAACAACAUCAACAGCAACAACGGCAACAACAAAAGAAACAGCAUUAGCAAUAGUAGAUACUACGCACAAAAUGGUUAACAAAGGGAACGGUGACAAUAUUAACGGUAAACUGAGCGAUCCGCUCGCCUGAAAAGUGAGACAGACAUAUGAGCAGUGUUCGAAAAUUGAGUGAGAAGCCAAGAGCUACGAGAGAGAGCGAGAGCGAGACAUGAGGCAGCCCUAAGGACCUCGACGAAGGACGAAGGACCAACAGCAUCAACCAACCAAACGACGACAAUCAGUCAAGAUGAGUGAUGAUCAAACGCUGUCCAACGAUGAGAAAGCUGUCGCCAAGCACCAGGUCGUUGCGUAUACGCAGAGGUCGCAGGUCAAGCACGAGAACCGGCACAUCCAGCUGGUGCGGGAGUACGGCUUCCAUCCGCGGACCAAGGCCUCCGUGGAGGACGGCGACGUGCUGCCCCGCAAGUUCGAGCCCUUUCCGGAGCACAUGUACGGCAAGCCGCUGGAGGAGAUUGACACCUUCAUCUACGAGGAGACCUUCUGUGUGGUGUCCAAGCGGUUCCGCAAGAACUAUAUCCACCGCUUCACCGGCACCAAAAGCCUGUUCCUCUUCUACCCAUGGAGCCCGGCGCGGCGCGUUUGCGUCUAUAUCGCGACGAACCAGUUCUUCGACUACUGCGUCAUGGCCACCAUCCUGUUCAACUGCAUCUUCCUGGCCAUGACGGAAACGGUGGAGGAGGCGGAAUACAUCUUCCUGGCCAUCUACUCCAUCGAAAUGGUGAUCAAGAUCAUUGCCAAGGGCUUUCUGCUCAACAAGUACACGUAUCUGCGCAACCCCUGGAACUGGCUGGACUUUGUGGUGAUCACCAGCGGCUACGCCACCAUCGGCAUGGAGGUGGGCAACCUGGCCGGGCUGCGCACCUUUCGCGUGCUGCGCGCCCUCAAGACGGUGUCCAUCAUGCCCGGAUUGAAGACGAUCAUCAACGCGCUGCUGCACUCCUUCCGCCAGCUGGCGGAGGUCAUGACCCUGACCAUCUUCUGCCUGAUGGUCUUUGCGCUCUUCGCCCUGCAGGUCUACAUGGGCGAGUUGCGCAACAAGUGCGUGCGCCAGGUGCCCACCGACUGGACGAACGUCUCCCAUGCGGAUUGGCACAUCUGGGUCAACGACACCGACAACUGGCUCUACGACGAGGAUGAACUGCCCGUGCUGUGCGGCAACUUGACCGGUGCCCGCCACUGCCCCUUCGAGUACGUGUGCCUCUGCGUGGGCGAGAAUCCCAAUCACGGAUACACCAACUUCGACAACUUCAUGUGGUCCAUGUUGACGACGUUCCAGCUCAUCACGCUGGACUACUGGGAGAAUGUGUACAAUAUGGUUCUGGCCACCUGUGGUCCCAUGAGCGUCUCAUUUUUCACGGUGGUGGUCUUCUUUGGCUCGUUCUACCUGAUUAACCUGAUGCUGGCCGUAGUGGCGUUGAGUUACGAGGAGGAGGCAGAGAUUACGAACGAGGAACGGAAGAAGGACCUGCUGGACCAUCGAGACGACUCCACGUUCAGCUUCGAUCCGUCGGUGCUGAACGUAAAGAAACUGAACAAGAACAACAAGAAGAAAAUCGACUCCAGGAAGGGUGUGCUCCUGGCCUCGUACAGCAAGAAAAAGACGCGUCGAAAAAAGGGCAAAGGCGGCAAGGAGGGCGGCUCCGGCAAUGGCAAUGGAAACGGCAGCAAUGGCAAUGAGCCCAAGUCCCACUCUGCCACGCCCAGUCCGGGACCAAGUCCACGCCACAGCGCCACGGAACGCCCCUCGGCACUCAGCCUGCAGGCGCAGAAACAGUACCAGCAGAUGGAACAGCAGCACCAGUUGGCCAAAGCGUCCGGUGGCGACAGCACCAACACUGCCACCGCUCCCACUCCAAAGGGGCGCAUCAGCUUUCAGGACGCCGGCGGCGGCGGCGGGGGUGUGAAGAACCCCAACAUGCUGUACCCCUCGGACUAUAAGGGUCAGCUCAUCGCUAGCAGCCGGCAGGCGAGCUCCAACUCCAGUGGCGUGAAUCGCGAGUCCUCGCAGGACGACUCCGGUGUGGUGGACGACCAUGAGGAGCAGGACACGGCCAACGAGCUGGGCCACGUUUCCACCGUGGAGCUGGCCCUUUCGCCCCGUGAGGUGCGCCUCAUCAAGUGCAACGGGAACAUAGCCCGCAUCAAGAACCACAAUGUGUACGCCCUGCACCAGGAAUUCUCCUCGGAGGUGGUGGUGAUCGAUGAUUUGCCCGAUCGGAACUGUGAUCGCUGUGUGCACUGGUGCACCGACUACGAGAGCUGGCUACAGUUUCAAAACUGCCUCUAUAAAGUGGUGCGGGAUCCGCUCUUCGAACUGGCCAUCACCCUUUGCAUUGUGCUAAACACCGCCUUCCUGGCCAUGGAACACCAUGGGAUGAGCGAAAGCUUUCGCAACGCCCUGGAUGUGGGAAACAAGGUCUUUACGUCCAUUUUCACGUUCGAGUGCAUUGUGAAGCUAAUGGCGCUGUCCAAGGACUUCUUUCUGUGCGGCUGGAACAUCUUUGAUCUGCUGAUAGUCACUGCGAGUUUGCUGGACAUUAUUUUCGAGCUGGUAGACGGCCUUAGUGUCUUGCGCGGCUUGCGAUUGCUGAGGGUAUUAAAGCUAGCGCAAUCGUGGACUACAAUGAAGGUGCUCCUAAGCAUUAUAAUCUCAACGAUCGGUGCCCUCGGCAACCUCACGCUGAUUUUGGUCAUAGUCAUCUACAUAUUCGCCGUCAUCGGCAUGCAAUUGUUCUCCAAAGACUAUACGCCCGAGAAGUUCGAUCCUGAUCCAGUGCCAAGAUGGAAUUUCAAUGACUUCUUUCACUCGUUCAUGAUGAUCUUUCGCAUUCUGUGCGGCGAAUGGAUCGAGCCUCUCUGGGAUUGCAUGCGAGCCGAGGAGGAGCAAGGAGCCUCCACAUGCUUUGCCAUCUUUCUGCCGACACUCGUCAUGGGAAAUUUUAUGGUGCUCAACUUGUUCUUGGCCCUGUUGCUCAACAGUUUCAACUCCGAGGAGCUCAAGUCGAAAAAAGAGGAAGUGGGCGAAGAGUCCAAGCUGGCGAGGAGCAUCGAACGCGUGCGCGACCUCAUACGCAAGAAGCGGCAGGAGCGCAAGGAUCGCAAGGAGCGCAAGUUUGCGGACAAGUUCCAGCAGAUCGUGCUCGAUGCCCAGCAGGCGCAUGCUCAGGCUCAUUCCCAACAGGCUGCGGUGGGUGUGGAGAGGGGCGAAAAGGCGGGUGUGCUGGCCGAGACCAAGAUACACAGACUGAGCUAUCAGGAGUCUAUGAACCGGCCAGUUUCGGGCUCUGAUUUUGGCUUCCAAAUUCCGCUGCACGACGGCCUGCACACUAUUGUGGAUGGCCUGGAGUAUGAUGAAACAGGAGACUUGCCCGAGCAGAUCCAGCUGCAGGCACAUCCACUGCCACCCACCUCAGACUCGCUGCCACCCACCUACGAAAGCGCCAUGAUGGCAGCCUUUCCCCCUCUCAAUGGGAAUGGGAAUGGAAACGGGAAUGGCAAUGGCAAUGGACAAAAUCUAACGCCUUUUAGCCAUUCAGAGCGCCGACUGCAGCACCAAAUCUCCUCUGGAGUGAGCACCCAGCUGAAUGAUUCCCGGGAAGAGGCCACCUGCACGGAGUCCAUUGAGCUGCGCAUGCUGGGCCAGUACAACUCCACGGACACGGAUCCGUAUGCCAACGACCAGCGCAGCGGCUGUGGCUCCUUUAACCGCGGCGACUCGCUGCCCGACAACUCCUUGCAGCACGACGAGGCCUAUCUCAAGUACCAGAAGUCCCUGCUGACGCGUUCGCCCAGCUACCGCAAGUCGCUGGACCGCCUGUCCCAAUCCAGCGGACAGUCGCAGCGAUCGCUGCUCAAGUCGGAGGAGGCGGAGAUGCGGCGCCAUUCGAGCGGCCAUUCGCUCAACUCCAUAUCGAUCGAGCAGGACGAACUGCUGUCGCAGCAGGGCAAUCUGCGCGAGGAACUGCUCAACUGCGACCAAAAGGAUCUCUUUCAGUUUCUGCAGGAGGACCAGGACGAACCCAGGUCGAACCUGAGCUGCAUCUCGAAUGCCAUGAGAUCGCGACGUCCCUCCAGUCAGUUUGGACAGCAGCCAGAGAGCGAGGCGCUGAUAGAGCACUCCGAGUUCGACAACAUCAUCCAGAGCUUCGAGAAGGAGCUGGAGGAGAUCAAGCGCAGUACUACAUCCCUGGAGCGCAAGCUUUCCAAUCUAUCGGAGCCCUCGCCGGCGGCCGAUGAGGCCACCAAGGCCAUAAUGGAGCACAUUGCCAUCAUUACGGGCGCCUCGGAGCGUUCGGCCGCCGAUGAGGUGGUGCAUCCGCUUAAUCCCUACGACAGUUAUGACCUGUCCAGCGUGCCACGGCGUUCGCAGUCCGUCAGCGCUGCCGCUCAGCGGCAGUCGGUGAAAUUGAAGCGGCGCAGUCUGGAGAAGCAGCGCAAGAUCGACGAGGACUUCAGCAUCUCCAAUGAGAUACGCAAAAUCUGUGAUCAAAUUCACGCCCCUUUCGUGGCCAUGGAAGCCAUGGCAGUGGCAGCCACCCAGCCCAGCAGUCAAUCGCCCUUUCUGCGGCGCAAGAUCGAUCCGUUCACGGUGCAGUUUGAUCGCUUCAAGCGGCUCUCCCUGAUCGAGCGUGUGGAGGAGCUGCCCGAGGAGGAGAAGCCCAUCUCCACGCUGCGCAUCGAGUCGGAGAAGAUGCCGCGCAAGUUUCUCCACGGACACGACCAGUUGCGAUUGGACAGCCUCUCGCUGAAGAGCACCAAUUCGUACGAAAAUCUGCUCAUCCAAAAGCAAAAGCUAUCGCCCGCCACGCCGCCCACCUCCUUGAAAUCGAGCAUCGAGCCACCGACACUGGCGCAAAUUUCAUCGCUAAAGACCACCCCGCCGCUGGCUGCUCUCACCGAGCACCAGCAGCACUUUCAUGCCACGAGCAUCCAAGCAGCACCCACUCAGAGUCAGGGUCAGGGACAGGGCCACAAUGCCCAAGCCAAUGCCCACACCCAUGCCCAUGCCCAUGCCCAAGCCCAUGGCCAUGCCCACUCGAGGCGACGUCCGGAGCAUCCACAAUCGACGCUAGACAAAGCCGCAUCCUUCCAGUCCGCUCGCACCGAGUCGCACAGCUCGGGAGCGGCCGACACGAGCUCUGCGGCCCAAAAGACUGAGCUGUCGCAGUCACAGUCGGCCAACCAACCGCCAGAGUCGGCCAGCCAAAAGCCGACGUCGGCGUUCACGCGACUGACCGAAAAACCAUGGCAUUGUUUGGUUUCCUACGUAGACGAUCUCACUGUCGGUGGGAGACGUAACUCGCAGGGAGCUUACAAUGAUCCCAUGACUUUUCCGAGCUAUGGGGCCACCAAGCCGCCCAAGGUGCCCGACGACUGUUUUCCCCAGAAGUGCUACGAUCACUUCUAUUUUCGCUGCCCCUGGUUUAUGAGCUGCAUGGACACGCAGAGCGCGAAGCACUGGACGCGCGUGAGGACGGCUGUCUUGACGGUUGUCGAUACUCCGGCCUUUGAGUGGUUUGUGCUGGUGCUGAUCUUUGCGUCGAGUAUCACGCUCUGCUUCGAGGACAUCAACUUGGACAAGAACAAGACGCUGAAGCGUGUGCUCUACUGGAUCAACUUCUCCUUCUGUCUGAUAUUCGUGGUGGAGAUGAUACUCAAGUGGCUGGCGUUGGGCUUCUCCAAAUACUUUACCAGCUUCUGGACUAUACUCGACUUUAUAAUAGUGUUUGUGUCGGUUUUCUCGCUGCUCAUUGAGGAGAAUGAAAACCUGAAGGUACUGCGUUCGCUGCGCACUUUGCGAGCCCUACGACCGCUGAGAGCCAUCUCUCGGUGGCAAGGAAUGCGGAUUGUAGUAAACGCUCUCAUGUAUGCAAUACCAUCAAUUUUCAAUGUGCUUUUGGUUUGUUUAGUUUUUUGGUUGAUCUUCUCAAUAAUGGGUGUUCAGUUCUUUGGUGGUAAAUUUUUCAAGUGCGUCAAUGAGAUGGGCGAAUUGCUGCCGAUAACUGAGGUGAACGACAAGUGGGACUGCAUCGAGCAGAACUACACGUGGAUCAACUCGAAGAUCACCUUCGACCACGUGGGCAUGGGCUAUCUGGCCCUGCUGCAAGUGGCCACCUUCGAGGGCUGGAUGGAGGUGAUGGCCGACGCGGUGGAUGCCCGCGGAGUGGACCUGCAACCGCAGCGGGAGGCCAACCUAUAUGCUUAUAUUUAUUUUGUUAUAUUUAUUGUGUGCGGAUCGUUCUUCACACUCAAUCUGUUCAUUGGAGUUAUUAUUGAUAACUUCAACAUGCUCAAGAAGAAGUAUGAAGGAGGAGUGUUGGAAAUGUUUCUCACCGAAUCUCAAAAACACUAUUACACGGCUAUGAAAAAAUUGGGACGAAAGAAACCACAGAAAGUUAUUAAGCGACCUAUAAAUCAUUUUUUAGCUAUGUUUUAUGAUUUAUCCAAUUCGAGAAGGUUCGAGAUUGCGAUCUUUGUACUGAUAUUUCUCAACAUGCUUACCAUGGGCAUUGAGCACUACGAUCAGCCGCAUGCGGUGUUCUUCAUCUUGGAAGUGAGCAACGCUUUCUUUACCACCGUGUUUGGACUGGAAGCCAUUGUGAAGAUCGUGGGCCUGCGUUACCACUACUUCACGGUGCCGUGGAACGUGUUCGACUUCCUGCUGGUGCUGGCCUCCAUCUUCGGCAUUCUCAUGGAGGACAUCAUGAUCGACCUGCCCAUCAGUCCGACGCUGCUGCGCGUGGUCCGUGUCUUCCGGAUUGGGCGCAUCCUGCGGCUGAUUAAGGCCGCCAAGGGCAUCAGGAAGCUGUUGUUCGCCCUGGUGGUGUCGCUGCCCGCCCUCUUCAACAUUGGAGCCUUGCUGGGAUUGAUCACGUUCAUUUAUGCCAUCCUGGGCAUGUCGCUGUUCGGGCAUGUAAAGCUCCAGGGCGCCCUCGACGACAUGGUAAAUUUCCAGACCUUCGGACGGAGCAUGCAGUUGCUGUUCCGGCUGAUGACUUCGGCCGGAUGGAACGAUGUGCUCGAGUCGCUGAUGAUCCAGCCGCCGGACUGUGACCCCUUCAUCCACGGACAAACGAACGGCAACUGCGGCCAUCCGCUGCUGGCCAUCACCUACUUUACGAGCUUCAUCAUCAUCAGCUACAUGAUUGUGAUCAAUAUGUACAUUGCCAUCAUCCUGGAGAACUUUAACCAGGCCCAUCAGGAGGAGGAGAUCGGCAUUGUCGAGGAUGAUCUGGAAAUGUUUUACAUUCGCUGGUCCAAAUAUGAUCCACAUGCCACCCAAUUUAUACACUUCUCGCAACUGUCCGAUUUUAUUGCCUCUCUCGAUCCACCAUUGGGCAUCUCGAAGCCCAAUAAUGUCGCUUUAGUGUCAUUUAAUCUGCCCAUCUCUAAGGGCAAUAAAAUACACUGCCUCGACAUUUUGCACGCGCUCGUGAAGCACGUGCUAGGUCAUGUCGAGGAGACCGAUAACUUCAAACAGUUGCAGGAACAAAUGGAUGUCAAGUUCAAGAAACAGUUUCCAACGCGCAAAGAAUUGGAAAUUGUUUCGUCGACGCGGAUCUGGAAGCGCCAGGAAAAGGCGGCCAAGACCAUUCAGACUGGCUGGAAGGAGUAUUUGCGGCGCAAGCGGGAGAAGGAGCGCUCCAACUCCGGCGACAGUGCCACCCAAACCUCCAGCCCAGGCGGAUGGCAAUCGAAGCUCUCAGCCUUGAACUUCUUCCACCUUCAGGUGAGUCGACGUGGCACCGCCUGCUCCAGUCGGGCCUCGUCCCGGAAAUCCUCGCGUGCCUCAGACGCCUCCGAUCUCAGCGAACUGGCAGGACCCUGGCUGAAUCUGCCCCUGAUGCUCGUCUCGGGGGCCGAUGACGUGGUCAAGGACAUCAAGCAGCAGAGCGACGAGAUGGGCAAACGCGGUAGCAUAUUUGUGGAAGCGCCUAGAGCAAGUCGUCGCCGAAGCUUUUAUAAUUUCUUUUUGCGUCAUCAGGAUGCUGUCGAUGACAGCUUAACCUCACCUUCAGUACAUAGAAAAACUGCUAUGAACAACACGACCAACACCACCUCAACCUCCGCCUCUGGCACGGCCUCCUCCACCGCCACAGCCUCCGCCAGUGGCUGUAACCCGGCAGCCACCUGCUCCUCCGCCUCCGACGGCGGAUCCGAACGACACCAGGCGGUGGGGGUGGGACCGCCUCCCUCACGUAAGCGCGCCUCUAGUUUCAUUCGCAAGAAACCGCCCCUAGAAAGAGGUUUGUCAGCACAAAGCGCUUUAAGAGUAAACAAGAACGCUUUUGUCUCCGAGGCGCCAGCUCCCGAGGUGAUCGUGACCAGGCCAUCGCCGGACCAACAGAUGCAUCCCCAUUCGCUUAGCCUGCGACCGGACAAUGCCACGUUGGUCCAUGUCCUGGUGCAUCGCGAGAGCGAGGAGUACAAGGAGGAGGAUGAGGGCAGCAGACCAUCCUCGCCUCCUGGCGGAAAUGGCAAUGGAAGUGGCUUCGACAGGCUGAGCAAGCAGGCGCCACCGCAGAUACGCAUUAGUACCGGCUCGGUGGAGAGCUCCAUGGACUCAUGCACUAUGCCCACGGUGCAGAUCAUGGUGGACAGCCCCAAGGAUCCGCCGCGCGGUGACUUCAGCCUUGCGGGGGCCAUCGAGGAUGUUGAUCUGCCCAUCGAUGUGAAUGUGCAGGGCGACACAUCGCAGGUGUUCUACGACUACAAUCCAGACAAGUCCACUGGUGACCAUUUGGUAGAGGAGGAGGAGCAGAAGGAAGAAGUGCCGGACGAGCAGGCUCUACCAGACAGACAGAGAUGACCUCCGGUCAACGAUCCGCAGCGGGAUUCGAACAGCAGCAGCAGCCAGAGUAGCAGCAGCAGUAGCAGUGCCGGUGCCAGUGCCAGUGCCAGUGCCAGGAGCAGCUCCUCGUCCUCGUCGUCGAUGGCAUCGGCAGCGACAGCGACAGGUCCCGCAGUGCGACGUCCAAGUUGACAACCUCCAGUCUGAGUGCGUAUUCGAUGCCGAUUCCUGUGUGCAUUUGUCUCAGAACUCGUAGUUUCUUAGGCUUAGGAAUAGGCUUAGUCAGAUGGGGCGGGGCUCGCCUCUUUGUUAUCAUAGUCGAUUACCUAUAUAAUUAUAUACUAGUCGCUUUAUACGAUAUACAUACGAUAUAUACACAUAUACAGAUACAAAUACGGAGAGCUAUCCAAAUUUAUACAUACAACAUACAAUAUCAAUCUAAGGAGGAAAUCAAUAUUAACUAUGUUAACAAGAACGUGCAUUAAACCGUUGUAGUACUCGAAUCAAAUCAAAAAUCCGUAGGAGUCGGUAUCGAAAUCGAAAACGGAAACGAAAUCGGAAUCGGAAUCGCCUACAUUAUAUGGUUAUUGUCACAAUCAGAAUUGAGUAAGAGGAGAUUUGUCGGUAGUUUACUGCCCGAUUUAGUUGUAGUCGAAUGGGUUGACCCACUGAGAAAAGAAUUGAAUAUGAUAUAAUAUAAUAUUCUACCUUCUACGUGGGCCGACUUUUUUGAACAUUUUCGAAGGUUGUUUUUGAACUAUACAAUACAUAGAGAUUGGCAUUACAUGCAUACAUUACAUGUGUAACUAACUAUCGCGGUUAGAUCUAGGCUCAUAACUGUAGUGUUUGUUUUCUCAAUUAUCGACCUGCAUAUACGACGGUAUAUGUGAAUAGUAUCUAAAUACAUUUUGUACAUAUGCCAAAGGAAGUAUUUUAAACUAAAGAGCUAAUAUAAUAUUAUAGUUACCGACAUACGACAUUAGUUAGAGACAAUUUAUUGAAAUAUUUAUAAAGGUUUUUCGUUACGAAGGCGCAUCAAAUUGCCGAUUACCAAUACAAUUACGAUAGCGAAUAUUAUCCAUUACCGAUUGUUCGAAGUACAAAAGCGAAGUAUUAGUAGAAUUGAUUAUUAUUAUUAUUAUGAUUAUUACAUGGUAUUGUACAUAUCUUAUGGCCCAUCCCAUUUCGUUUUCUCAUCCAUCUGUAGGAACUAAGCCAAAAAACCAUGUCAAGUGAUGUACUCAAUACACACUCACGUAUUUAAAUCAAACCUAAUCCCAGUCGGGAUCUAGCCACUACCACUACACUGCACUCUUCUCGAAAUCGCAAUUGAAAUCGUUAACUAAUCAAUCCAAGUAAACCCGAAAUCAAUCAGCAGACCUACCUAAGUACCAGCGAGAUGAACUUUUAUAAUUGUGACGCGCUUAGUUUUAGUUUAUUUCCGAUUAAGUGUGGCCGAAACAAUCAAAUUAAAUCAAAUCAAAGCAAAGCAAGAUGCAACCAUUGUGGUCUUCAAUGAAAAGAACAACCUACAAGCUUCCACAAUAACUCUAUUUUAGCACAAUGAUUUACAAUUUACACUCGACUUCUUUGUACGAUUUUAAUAAUGGUUAGGUUGGGCCAAGUUUCCAAGAAACUCGCCUUGUUACUUUGUUACUUUUUAAGUGUUGUUCUCUCUCUUAAGUCUCCAUUGUGAUCGCAUUAAGUUUAAACAUCGAACCAGGACAUAAGUUGAGAAUAUAAACAAAUACCGAUUACCGAAUACUGAAUACUGAAUACCGAAUUACUUGUGCACACUUUAAUCGACGAAAAGUCGAGUCUACGCUACUCUUACUCUACUUUCAUAACUUAACAACAGACAAUCAGACAGCGAUUGAUAGUAAAUUGAAAUUCUAUGGUACCAACUAAAUCGUUUUCUCCAGGAACAAACAACCAAAUGAACGUACACACAACAACUUAAUUGUGAUUUUAACUGCAAUUUUUACACAUAAAAUAAAACAACUAAGGUCAUAAUUUUUAAUUAGAAUUGUUAACAAAGGAAACAAAUCCAACAACAGACAGAAACCAAACACUCGUCAAUUAAGUGAUAUUUAAUAAUGGUACGUACUCGUAUUCGAUUGUACAUAAACGAAAAACGAUUAUGAUAAUGAUAACGAAAUAGCAAUAGAACCUCAUCCAACCACAAAAACAAAAGAAAAAACAAGCAAAAAAUUACAAAAAAAAGGAAAGUUUUACUUUUAGUUAUCUUCAAAAAAAAAAGAAAAUUACAAAAAAAAAAAAAACAAACCGAUUAAAAAGAUAUUACGAUUAGAGAGCGAGACGAGACCAAUCGGAGCGAUGCAAUGAUGUGGAAUGUUUAAUUUAGUCAUAGAGUAUAACGACAAUAAAAUGAAUGAGGCAUAUUCAAUUAAAUAGACACGAAUUCGAGGCGUCAUCGUUAACAAACCAAAAACUAAAGCUAAAACUCAAAUUAACAACAGGCAGGCCACAGUCACACACAAAUGGGGAUAAUAACGACAAAACGUAGCUCUUAGAUAUUAUCGAAUCGUAUCGUACUCGUAAUCGCAGUAGAUCAAGCUAUGCUCCCAGUCAAGUUAAGCCAAUAGCAAAAAUCGAACCAAUCGAAAACGGAAACGGACGGAAACGGAAACAGAGGAGACAGAACCGAGUCCUAUGCAUUUAAAGCUUACGGCACCGCAAAAGCAGGACAUUAGGAUGAUGCUGGAACACAUAAAGUACACAAAAAUAUAUACCUAUAUAGUUAGCAACAACGCGGCUGGUUUGAUUAGGCAUGCCUUACAGAAUACACGAUUUUAUUUAAAUAUACAUAUUUAUUGUUGAGAUUAAAGUAUAUACGAACGAUAGGAGUUAAACGUUUCAUCAAAGGUCAGGCUACCAGCAGCAGCAGUAAUAGAAGACGAAUAAUACCAUUUAAAUCAGGAGCUAAGAAGCUAAAACGAAUCAGAAGUCGUAGGACAUCGUUCAACACGCUCUGAAAACUAAGUCAAUUAUUUUUAUUUGCCACUUUUAAGGUCCUAGUCCUAGUCCUAGUCCUGCAACAAUAACAGCAGUAACUAAACUAAAGUUAAAUAGUAAUUCGUAAUCUAGCUUUGCUUAUCAUUGCCUGCGCUCAGUUAGCUCCUCACACCACGCUCCAAUAGAUCAAAUCAGAGUUGUGGUCCGUUGCCGCUGUCGGAAGUCAUUUGGAACAAUAAUUAGGCUGAAAAUUGUUAACAAAUUAUGAACGAACGCGCUUAGUUUGCAUCAAUUUCCUCUCGGAUUUCCAUUGCCGUUGAUU
Messenger RNA from Drosophila elegans, 13511 nucleotides. RefSeq names its product sodium channel protein 60E (gene NaCP60E). The transcript is spliced from 28 exons. NCBI's taxonomy places the organism in Eukaryota, Metazoa, Arthropoda, Insecta, Diptera, Drosophilidae. The record is from RefSeq and is a predicted model, not a curated record. Gene Ontology annotation, molecular function: voltage-gated sodium channel activity; protein binding. Gene Ontology annotation, cellular component: plasma membrane; voltage-gated sodium channel complex. The coding region runs from base 1649 to 10231 and encodes 2860 amino acids. Gene Ontology annotation, biological process: neuronal action potential; membrane depolarization during action potential; sodium ion transmembrane transport.